GAGGGAAUGAGUUUCCCAAUGGACACCGUUCUGCAACAGAUCUUCAAAAUUAGUGUGGCGGAAAACACAUCCUCCGCCUCGAAUUCUAGUGGAGCAUUUCAACGGGAUGCUCCAAACAAUCUUUCGUCCUUCAUCGGCUUGUUCUUUUCGUUCUCGGCGCUGCGCGACUGGCUGAAGCUCAUCGUGAUCGGGGGGGUUAUCGAGACGUGUAGACGAUCUCUUUUCAUGCUGUACGACAAGGCCAUGAGAUCUUUUUGGAUGAACGCAUAUUUUGAGGACGAGGAUGCUGUCUACGAUUGGAUGAUGCUUUGGCUCGCUAAGCAGCCUUCAUGGAAAAAUAAACGCGAUGUUGAGAUCAGCACACAUACCUAUGGCGCCAAUAUGACAUCCAUUCAGUUGAACGGCGAGGACAACGCCACCGCGUUCUACAAGUCAUCUCGCAAGUUGACCUAUCUGCCCUCUCUCUCAACGACGUAUAGCCUUUGGUACAGAGGAAGGUACAUGACCAUCACGCGUACCCAGCAACAGACUGGAUGGUACGGACACAAAGAAAGGACUUUGCGUAUCAGCAUCUUGACGAGGCGCCAAAGUCUCUUGGUAGAACUUCUGCAGGAAGCGAGAGACGCGUAUCUAGCCGAUCAAGCCCAUAGUAUGUGUGUCUUUGUGUCAGAUGUAAACAACAAUUGGAAACACGUUGCUUGUCGUCCCAAAAGAAGUAUGAGGUCAAUUAUCUUGGAUCCUGGCGUGAAAGACAUGCUGCUUGAAGACGCCCGCGACUUCUUGGCAAGUAAGGCAUGGUACGCGGAACGCGGAAUUCCUUUCAGACGCGGUUAUCUGUUGUAUGGAGCACCUGGCAGUGGGAAGACAUCGCUUAUCCAUAGCAUGGCAGGUGAACUAGGUCUCGAUGUCUAUAUCGUCUCGCUCUCGAGGGCCGGACUUGAUGAUAACUCUCUUGGAGAACUGAUCAACGAGUUGCCCGAGAGAUGUAUUGCCCUCAUGGAAGAUAUUGACGCCGCGUUCACCCACGCGGUUUCUCGAGACUCGGCCCCAUCAACAUCCAUGUCGAGUACCCCUGGGAACGUGAAUCCACCCUCUUCCACAGGUAAUCUUCCGGUUCCUGGAGUGGCGGCUAGCAGACUCAGCCUGAGUGGGCUUCUCAAUGCACUAGAUGGCGUUGGUGCCCAGGAGGGACGCAUUUUGUUCGCCACAACCAACAAAUAUUCCUCUCUGGACCCUGCUCUCUGUCGCCCAGGUCGUAUGGACGUCCAUGUUGAAUUCAAACUUGCUAGCAAGUUCCAAGCGACGGAAUUGUUUGCAAGGUUUUACAAUCCCUUCGAACACUUGGAGACAAAGGAAGAUGGCCAUGGUGGCGAGAAGGAAAUUGAUUCUGGGUAUGGAUCUGCAGAUGGUGAUGCUGAAGGCUCGGUCAAGGAAGAAUCUGCCGGACCGGAAGAUAUCGACACGAAGGCGCUUAAUCAUAGUACUCCAAAACUGUCGAAUGGACAGAUACGAACGAUGGCGGUCCAGUUUGCUGAUGCACUUCCUGAUCGGGAGUUUUCGAUGGCAGCUUUGCAGGGAUAUCUGAUGCUGUACAAGACAAGACCAUUUACGGCCGUGCAGAAUUUCGAGGAAUGGAUCAGGACGGAGAGAGAGGAUCGGGGAAAGAGGGAGAAGGAGAAGAAAGAGGAUGAAACAAAGGUUGAACGCGAGAGAAAGGAGAAGGAAGACAAGGAGAAGGAGGAGAAAGACAGAAAGGAAAAAGCAGACAAGGAAGACAAGGAAACUCGAGAGAAGAUGGUGAAAGAGAUGAGAGAGAAGGUGGAGAAGGAGGUGCGAGAGAAGGUUGAGAACGAAAUGAGAAUUGUGAUGGAGAAUGAACUAAGGCAGAAAAUCCCGACAUAAUAUGAUAACCAUUUUGACGAUCGACCGUGUAACAGUACAUCUAUUACCUAGCUAUUGCUCCACGCUAUAUGUAUUUUUCUCUAACUUGAG
Marasmius oreades (fairy-ring Marasmius) is the source of this 1992-nucleotide messenger RNA. RefSeq lists its product as uncharacterized. Gene Ontology annotation, cellular component: mitochondrial inner membrane. The transcript is spliced from 7 exons. The coding region runs from base 7 to 1902 and encodes 631 amino acids. Lineage: Eukaryota; Fungi; Basidiomycota; Agaricomycetes; Agaricales; Marasmiaceae. Gene Ontology annotation, molecular function: ATP binding; ATP hydrolysis activity. Gene Ontology annotation, biological process: protein insertion into mitochondrial inner membrane from matrix; mitochondrial respiratory chain complex III assembly. The record is from RefSeq and is a predicted model, not a curated record.